AUCUGGUUGUGUAGUGUCAAAACAGUGACAUGAGAAACAUGAAGUGGUGGUUCUGGUCGACGACAGUGUUCUGCUGUCAUUUUGUGACUCUGCAAAACGUAGUGUUUCGCGCUGGCCGUUGCGUGACUUGCCGGGAUCCCGGAGACCUCAUCGAUUCCAAGCGACGCCUGUCCGUUUCGGCCUACGACAUGUCGGAGAAACCCCCUGCAAACUGCAUUUUCUGUCAGAUUUGUGGAGAUAACCCCAGCGGCACGGAGCUGGUCGUCUCGGCCGAGGACCUGGUGGUGUUCCGAGACAUCAAACCGGCCGCCAAGCACCACUUCCUGGUGGUGUCGAGGCAGCACAUUCGCGACGCCAAGGCGAUGACGUCGGAGCACAAGCCCCUGCUGCAGAGGAUGGUCAGCGUGGCAGAGCAAGUGCUCCGGGACCACGACGCCGACAUGACGGACUACCGGCUCGGCUUCCACUGGCCGCCUUUCCACUCCAUUUCCCACCUCCACCUCCACGCCAUCUCGCCCACCGCGGACAUGGGCUUCAUGGCGCGACUCAUAUUCAAACCGAACACCUGGUGGUUUGUGCCACCCGAGUAUGUCAUGUCUCGACUUUGAUCUUUACUUCUAGUGCUGAAUGUUAAUGUG
Thrips palmi is the source of this 638-nucleotide messenger RNA. RefSeq names its product histidine triad nucleotide-binding protein 3-like. The transcript has a single exon. The coding region runs from base 30 to 608 and encodes 192 amino acids. Gene Ontology annotation, molecular function: catalytic activity. NCBI's taxonomy places the organism in Eukaryota, Metazoa, Arthropoda, Insecta, Thysanoptera, Thripidae. The record is from RefSeq and is a predicted model, not a curated record.